Anneissia japonica is the source of this 2652-nucleotide messenger RNA. RefSeq lists its product as uncharacterized. NCBI's taxonomy places the organism in Eukaryota, Metazoa, Echinodermata, Crinoidea, Comatulida, Comatulidae. The transcript has 5 exons. The coding region runs from base 89 to 1393 and encodes 434 amino acids. The record is from RefSeq and is a predicted model, not a curated record.
AUAGGGGGCGCUUGUUCACCUCACUCGAGUCUCUUCGAUCGCUCGGGGAAAUUGUUUGAGAUAAGUAGGGCCUAAAUCUCGAAACGAUAUGGAAAAAGAGCUGAAUUUCGAAGUUUGCAAUCAGUCAAUAACAUUAUCAAAAAAUCAGAUUGAUAAUCUUUCUACCUAUCUUCCCUUAAACUAUGCAUAUUGUAUCUGUGACAACGUUAAAGAAAUAGGUGAAAACAGCUUCUGGGUUUCAUUUGCUGUGAAUACCAAAACAGAAGAGGCAGCAUUAGAAUGGUUCCAUGAGUUUCAACUCAAGUCAAAGACAACAAUGCGUGUGGCUCGGACAUACCUCCCCACCGGCAUUAAGAAUCUUUUUAAGAAAGAAUACAGAUGCCAACACAAGACAAGGUCAUUAAUUACUGUGAAUGAGAAGCAGUCUUCAAAAAAUACAAACUGCCCAGCAAAUGCGACGAUUGUUGUUAGAAGAAGUGACACGAAAAGAAGUAAGAACUAUAAGCAUAUUUGGAAAUUUCCAACAUUUGUAAAACUAGGGUUCAAGCAUAAUCACCCAAUUAAGUGUGCGGAGGUGUUGCGACAUAGAGAUGUGUCUAUGGAGACGGAAACAAAAUUUAAACAACUUUUUGCAAAUGGGCACAACCCAGCAUCUGCGUGGGCAGCUUACAAGUCUGCUUUGCGCAUACAAUACGCCGAGAACUAUGAAGAGAUUGCAAACGAUCGUGCUAUUCUGCCAGAAAUGCGUUGGUGUUAUAGGUUGUAUUACAAGACUGUAAAACCUAUAGACAGAGUUAAAAAAAAUUAUUUCAAAACCAAAAGAGUUCGAAAAAAUACUAAACAAAAGACUGUAAAAUCCAUAGACAAUGCUAAGAAGGACACAACCAAUAAUGCUCUAAAACAAACCAUUCAAAAACAGUCAGUGUUUGAAGUCCAAAAAGAGAAGACUGUAAAAUCCUUAGACAUUUAUAAGAGACACACCAACAUUAAUGUUCCAGAACAAACCAUUCAAAAACCCUCAGAGCGGACUGUCCAGCAAGACAUUAAGGAACUGUGUAUGGCUCUUGAUAAUCUGAAAAAUAAAAUAACAGCUAAAAUGGAAACCGAAGCUGUGCAUGAAUUCAGACCAGCUGUGCAGGCUUUCGUUGGUGCCGUUGGAAAUAUCAAGUCUGACUCUGUCCUAAUAUCAGCGUUAAGUAGGUUUGGGAAAUAUGGAACUAAAGACGUACAGAGAAAACGAAAACUGUCAGAGUCCAUGGACAAUAGCACAAAAAGAAAGAAACAAUCAGAUACAGUUGCAUGUGAGGAAGCGGAUGUGGAGGGCAUUGUGUGUGAACAGAUUGUUGAAUAUGGACCAACAAGUAUGGUUUUACUAUGUGAAAAUGUUAAUUGAACAAUAAUAUGAAACAGAUAUAAUGUAGCUUUAUUAUCAUCAGCAUGUACUGUACCUAAUCUAUAGCAUUCACAGUGCAUAAUAAAUGUUGUUAAAUUAUAAGAUUCUUCCACAUUUCCACCUGCACAAAAAAGCCUUUUCUGGCAUCCAACUAAAUAUUUAGAUCCUUCAACUACAUUUAAAAUGUGCUCUACUGUUGGUACUUGGUGGCAUUCUCAAGUCAUUGUUGACCUGAUGACGAUCUAUACAUAAGUGUACUUCAUCUAAACCCUUCUUUGGAACAAAAAGAAUGUAUGCAUAGACUGAAGCCCAAGACCACUCCAAAUUUUUAGGUCCCAAAUGUGGUCUGGAAUUGAAGGGUGAACGUAUGGCAUACAUCUCAAUCUCUUAGCUACUGUAGUAGUGGUAAUAUUAACUGUUACUGUGACUAGGAAAUCUGUAACUUUCCUAGUCAACAAAAUGUUAUAUAUUCUCUUGUCUAAAUCAUGACAAGAUUUCUUUGCCGCUUGUUGUUCUGGAUUAAACAUCUGGAGAUAACUGUACAAUACUAAGCUUUAAACUUGCUCUUCUUUCUCCCUGAAAGGUGGCAGAGGAAUCAAAUACAGUCACCUCAUAUUUUAUCUCUUUUCUUGGGAAUACACUGAAUUGAGGCAAGUAUUCUUCACCCUCAUUUAGUGAUGGUGCCCUUUCAGCAUGUCCAUUAUCCAAGGCACCCUUCAUGAAGGUAGUGAAGUGCUGCCUUAAUACAAUCUUUAACAAGACCUUAAUGGAGUAUCCAUGCCUGUUCGCAGCUGUUCUGUAGAUUUUUUUCUAGGUGUUUUGAAUGGUAAUGGGGCUGUCCACAUAACUUCCCUUCAGCCUCCAUAAUUUUCACAAAGUGGUUCUCUUCCCUGGAUAGACUCAUGACAUCCUCACCCUUGUCUAAUAGCUCUUGAGUCUUCCAUUUGUAUCUGGUUGGGACAUGCUUCUAAUGUUGAAGGCUUUCUGUUGUUUUGUAUAAUGAUGCUGGUUCUGUAUGUUACUAUGGAAUUGAGUAGGUGGGACCCUCUCUUCUUGGUUUUCUUGCAUUAUGAGCAACUUCAUAUAACCGUGCUAUUCUCAAAGCACUUGCCAAAAAAAAAAAUGUGGGACCCUCUCUUCUUGGUUUUCUUGCAUUAUGAGCAACUUCAUAUAACCGUGCUAUUCUCAAAGCACUUGCCAAAAAAAAAAAUCCUGAUCAUCUAAAUGUUUGUCUCAAAACAUUUAGAUGAUCAGAUGAA